CGACUGUUCUGCGUGGUGCAGUGCGUUGCGCCAGAUCGGUGCAAGAAGCCUGUCCAGCGCCAAAACUCGUGAAAGGAGAGCUUGGAAGUUGGAAUCUGGAUGAAAAGGCGCUGAUACAUCAUACAUCUCAGGAGACUUGACUCGUGAGCCUGUAGCGAGGCUUCUCCCUGGGCGUAUCCAUCUUGCGUCUUGUCCGGUGCUUCUGUUGGGCCCUUAAGCGGUCUGAGGAUCUGAGGACGGCUGUUGCACAAGUGAUGGCAUCAAGUACUGCGUGCGUGCAUAGUAUAAGUGGAUUAAGUUUUGGCACAGGGUUCGGUAAUGCUGCAGAGCACAGCCGGCGCGAGCUGUAUGCAGAGCGCAGGCUAGCUCCCCGCUGCCAACCUUUGCCUGCUGCAACGCCAGCGUCAUGCAGGCUUGCCAGCAGCUGCAGCAGCUUUGGAGGUGGCAGCACCCCCUUGCGGUGGCAGGCCCCGCCCAGAUCUAGCAGCCAACACGGGCGGCACCGAGGUCGGCGGCUCUCUGUCAGGGCAGCCAAGGACUACUAUGAGGAGCUGGGGGUUAGCAAGACAGCGGAGAAAGCGGAGAUUAAGAGUGCGUACCGGCGGCUGGCGCGCAAGUACCACCCAGACGUGAACAAGGAGAAAGGCGCAGAGGAGCGCUUCAAGGCCAUCAGUAAUGCAUACGAGGUGCUUUCCGAUGAUGAGAAGCGCGGCAUCUACGACAAGUUUGGGGAGGCUGGCCUCAAGGGGGGGGCCGGAGGCGGGCCAGGCAUGGACUUUGAGAGUCCGUUUGACAUCUUUGAGACGUUCUUUGGCGGAGGGAUGGGCGGGCGCGGCCGCGGUGGUGCGCGCGCCGGCCCGACCAUGGGCGACGACGAGCGGCUGGACAUCACGAUCGACUUCAAGGACGCCGUGUUCGGGACGACCAAGGACGUGGACGUGAGCCGCCUCGAGGUGUGCGCCACCUGCAGCGGCAGCGGGGCCAAGCCGGGGACCACCCCGCGCACGUGCGCCACGUGUGGCGGGCAGGGCCAGGUCAUGUCGGUGGCGCAGACGCCGCUCGGCAACUUCCAGCAGGUGUCCACGUGCCCCACCUGCUCCGGGUCAGGCGAGCAAGUGGACCCGUGCGGGACGUGCAGCGGCGACGGCCGUGUGCGGCGCAAGAAGUCGCUGAGCCUCAAGAUCCCGGCCGGGGUCGACACGGACAGCCGGCUGCGCGUGCGCGGGGAGGGCAACGCGGGGCGCAAGGGCGGCCCCGCGGGCGACCUGUACGUGUUCAUCCGGGUGAAGGCCGACCCGGAGCUGCGGCGCGACGGCAGCAACGUGCUGGUGUCCGCCAAGAUCAGCUACCUGGACGCCAUCCUGGGGACCACCGUCAAGGUCAAGACCGUGGACGGGCCCGUCGAACUCAAGAUCCCCGCAGGCACCCAGCCGGCCACGACGCUGGUGAUGUCCAAGCGCGGCAUCCCGCAGCUGAACCAGCCCAGCCUGCGCGGCGACCAGCUGGUGCGCGUGCAGGUCGAGAUCCCCAAGCGGCUCUCCCCCGAGGAGCGCAAGCUGGUCGAGGAGCUGCGCGACAUCAACAAGGUCGCAGUGGCGCGGUAGGAAGAAGGGGCGCGGGCGCUAGGAAAGAGGUCCCGCUGUUCACAAAGUCAAACGGUAUCGAGGUAAGCACUCGCGCGAGUGCAGUGCAUGAGUGGAACCUACAGCUUUGGAAAGCAGUAUCGGGGGUCGACAUUGAACCGUUCGUUAGACCGUUUGUAUAUGGUGACCACACAAGUGAUUGAUGAUCCAAAGAUUCAUUUGGAUGCAUCAUAUGUCGCCUUCAUAUUUCCGCACGUAUGGGGGGAAGGCUUAUGAGUCAUGUGAAGUCUUUAUGCUACUGUUCUGCUGGUUGUCUCCAGCUUGAUUUUUUCAUAGGAGAUGGCGGACAUCGAGUUGAGAAAGUCACAGCAAUUGGUGGCAACAACAAGCCAACCUCAUAUUUGCAAAUACGGUUAGGUUGCGGGUGGUCAAU
Molecule: messenger RNA, 2016 nt
Organism: Klebsormidium nitens
Lineage: Eukaryota; Viridiplantae; Streptophyta; Klebsormidiophyceae; Klebsormidiales; Klebsormidiaceae
Source: the annotation of a GenBank genome assembly